AUGAAGGGUUCUUUCACAAAACCAGUGUUGUUCGCUUUUGCAAUCUUUCUCUUGCUCAUUGUUGCUCAAGAAAACAGAGUCGCUGCAGCAGAGCAUUGUGAUGCUAUGCAGCUUAUGCCAUGCGAGGACGCCAUAAUGAAAGGCUCUAAUCCGUCGGAUCUGUGUUGCACCAGGGUGAAGCAGCAACAACACUGCGUCUGCCAGUACUUGAAGAACCCUAAUUUCAAAUCUUUCAUUGACUCACCAAAGGCCAAAAAGAUCGCCAGAGAUUGUGAUUGUCCUUACCCCAAGUGCUAAGAAAUGGAUCAGGAAGCAGCUGAAACCGCGAGGGAGUCGCUGGAGCUCGUGUUUCGAAUGUCGAACAUAUUGGACACUGGGCUCGAUCGACAUACCUUAUCCGUUCUCAUAGCGCUCUGCGAUCUUGGUCUUAACCCUGAGGCUCUAGCUGCUGUCGUCAAGGAGCUUCGUCAGGAAUCUGGCAACAACCACGCCACCUUAAGAUAAUUCAUUAUGCUUUUGUUUGGAUGAUGAUGAUGGAUGGAUCCCAUUGAAAUCUGCAAUUGAUUUUCUUCUUUAUGCUUCAAUUUCAAUGUCUGGAGAACAAAAAAAACAAACGAGUGUUCUUGGGGAUAUUUAGAGAUGAAAUGGUACGAAUCUUUUAUGCAUUUCUCCUGCCACUUUACUGUUUUCUUCUUGCUGCAAAGACCCGUUGGAUCAAUUAGCAAAAACUCGUCUUUUUGG
Thlaspi arvense is the source of this 741-nucleotide messenger RNA. NCBI's taxonomy places the organism in Eukaryota, Viridiplantae, Streptophyta, Magnoliopsida, Brassicales, Brassicaceae. The record is from the annotation of a GenBank genome assembly.